AUGUCAAAAAAAAAGGUGCGCCUUGGCAACACUGAUGACAAGACAGGCAAAAAAAAAGCAAACUCGCCAAAGAUUUCCAUGUGCGUGAUAGCUCGCCCCCUUCUCGGUCCUUAUUGUUCGUACCCUGUUUUGCGCAAGCAAGAGCAAGCACACGCACAAGCACAAGACAGCCAUGGGGAAGCAGGGCUGAUGCCGGAGGGCUUGGCGAUCUAG
Molecule: messenger RNA, 213 nt
Organism: Plenodomus lingam JN3
Lineage: Eukaryota; Fungi; Ascomycota; Dothideomycetes; Pleosporales; Leptosphaeriaceae
Source: RefSeq, a predicted model, not a curated record